GGGGGGUUGGGGUUUGGGGGUCCCGGCUCUUUCCUUGACCCCUCCCCCACGCCCUGGACCUGUGGAUGAGGCUGAGCCGGAGUGAGGAGGGGGAUGGGGACCCCCCGGCGGGGGAGCCCCGAGGGUCCCUGCUGUACCUGGUGCCCCCCGUUCUGGUCUCUUGGGGUGCGGGGGGUGCCCUGUACCUGUUGCCCGUUCGGGGUCAGGCCGUGGCCACCCAGCACUUCCCGGUGGGCGAGGCCGAGGCCGUGGUGCUGGCCCUGAUCGGGAUCUACGUGGCCGGGAUGGCUCUGCCCCACAGCACCCACAGGGCGCUCUCAGGUGGUGGCCAGCGCACCUGGAUGAUGCUGAAGCUGCUGGCCCUGCUGGCCCUGGCCCUGCUCCUCACCUGCCUGGCCCUGCUCAACUUCUCCCUGGGAUUCCUGCUCGGGGUCACCCUCGUGCCCCCCGCAGCCGCUGUGAGACCUGGGGGCAACAGGUUACCCCUGGCCAUCCUCCUGGUGCUCACCACGCCGGCGCUGUCGCUGUUCCUGGCCGUGCUGCUGGAGCGGGAGCUGCUGGAGGCCCCGGCGGGGCCAGGUGAGGCCUGGCAGCGAUUCCUGGGGGCGCUGGGCCAGGGGCUGCUGCAGGAACACCUGCACGGGGCACACCUGAGCCCCCUGCUCUGCCUGGGAGCCUACCCCUGCUGGCUGCUGCUCUGGAACGUGCUCUUCUGGAAGUGACGGACGGACACGCGGGGGGACGGACACACGGACGGACACCUGGACGGACACCUGGACGGACACCUGGACGGACACCUGGAUGGACACACAGACACAGGGAUGGACACCUGGAUGGACACCUGGAUGGACACGUGGAUGGACACACAGACACGGGGAUGGACACCUGGAUGGACACGUGGAUGGACACACAGACACGGGGAUGGACACCUGGACGGACACCUGGAUGGACACACAGACACAGGGAUGGACACCUGGAUGGACACACGGACAUGGGGACGGACACACGGACAGAUCUCCAGCAGGGACAGACCCACGGACAGUCCCACAGAGGGACCCCUGGACAGUGACAGCCCUGGAGGGGCCCAGGGACCCCCCCAGACCCCCGGACAGACAGACGGACACAGCCACGGACAGACAGACGGACAGAGCCAGGGACAGACAGACGGACACAGCCACGGACAGACAGACGGACAGAGCCAGGGACAGAGUGAUGGACAGAGCCAGGGACAGAGUGACGGACAGAGCCAGGGACAGACAGACGGACACAGCCAGGGACAGACAGACAGACAGAGCCAGGGACAGACUGAGGGACAGAGCCAGGGACAGACUGACGGACAGAGCCCCGGGGUGCCCUCUCUGUGCCCCUGCCCCGCACCGGGACCCCAAACUGGGGCAAUUGGGAGGGGGCGGGGCUUUUUAUUGAUGGGCGUGGCUCUGGUUUUUUGUGGGCGUGGUUUUUAUGGAGGGGCGUGGCCUAUCCCUAUGUGCGUUUCCCGCCCUCCGCCAGGGGGAGCCGCAAUAAAAGAGCUGAACCCCC
Molecule: messenger RNA, 1539 nt
Organism: Cinclus cinclus
Lineage: Eukaryota; Metazoa; Chordata; Aves; Passeriformes; Cinclidae
Gene: GPAA1
Product: glycosylphosphatidylinositol anchor attachment 1
Exons: 4
Coding region: 66-722 (218 amino acids)
Biological process (GO): attachment of GPI anchor to protein
Cellular component (GO): GPI-anchor transamidase complex; membrane
Source: RefSeq, a predicted model, not a curated record